AUGUUAAAAUCGAUGAGACUCGGAGCUAUCGUGCUUUUGUCGCUGCUAUUGAUCGCAACUCAUCUGCCCAGUGCAAACACCUCCCCCUUGGAAUUCUCCGAGCGAGAGUCGAGUGGGGGCCAUGGGUCGCAUGGUAAAAUUGGCCCUGGAAAGCUGGGUGCUGUCGCUAGCGAAAGCUCAAUCUGUUCGCGUCAUGGAUCUGAUAUUCUGAAGAAGGGUGGCAACGCUGCCGACGCUUUGAUUGCAACCCAAUUUUGUAUUGGUGUCGUAGGCAUGUACCACAGUGGAAUCGGCGGAGGUGGGUUCAUGCUCGUGAGAUCAGCAAAGGGGGAAUACGAAUUUAUUGAUUUCCGAGAGACGGCCCCAGCUGCGGCAUUCGAGGAUAUGUACAAGAAUAACGAGGCUGCUUCAAUCUACGGAGGACUGGCAAGUGGAGUACCGGGUGAAGUGCGAGGCCUCGAGUACCUCCAUAAAAAAUACGGUUCUCUUCCAUGGUCGACACUUGUGCAGCCCGCUAUUCGCACUGCCCGUGACGGUUUCCCUGUCACUGAAGAUCUUGUCAAAUACAUGGUAUCUUCCGUGGGCACUGGAGAGGACUUCCUAUCUAAAAACCCGACGUGGGCAAUCGACUUUGCUCCCAAUGGAACUAGACUUGGACUGGGUGAUAUUAUUACUCGACGCCGGUAUGCAGACACCCUCGAGGCGAUUGCGGAGCGUGGCCCAGAUGCAUUGUACUCGGGCCCUAUCGCGGAGGCUAUGAUCAAUGCGCUCCAGAGCGCAAACGGCACAAUGACUCUUGAAGAUCUUAAAAAUUACAAACUGGCCAUUCGAGAUAUCGCACAAAUUGACUAUCGUGGCUACAAGAUCACGAGUACAUCGGCUCCCUCGAGUGGUAUUAUCGCUAUGAGUAUUUUGAAGAUUCUCGCGACCUACAAAGGCUUCUUUGCGACUGAAGAAUCCGUGAAUCUCAGUACUCAUCGGUUGGACGAGGCUAUGCGAUUUGGAUACGGCGAGAGAUCUAAUUUGGGCGAUCCCCUGUUUGUUGACGGGAUGGCCAAGUAUCAGAAGGAAAUCUUGGAUCAAGCUACGAUUGAUGACAUACGAUCCAAAAUCUCCGAUGUGCGAACCCAGAACGUAUCUGCUUAUGAUCCAGCCGGACUGGAAAGCCUGGACACCCCUGGAACUUCCCAUAUCGCAGCAGCUGACCAUACGGGACUUGCAAUCUCGGUCAUCACCACAAUCAACCUCCUCUUCGGUAGUCACGUCAUGGUUCCUGAAACCGGAGUCAUCAUGAACAAUGAGAUGAAUGAUUUCUCCAUUCCUGGAUCAUCGAACUCAUUUGGAUACAUCCCCUCCGUAUCCAACUACGUUCGCCCUGGAAAGCGCCCCCUUUCCUCCAUCACGCCCGCGAUAGUUGAGCGACCCAAUGGCAAGUUAUUUUUGAUCGCGGGAUCCGCAGGAGGCAGCCGUAUCAUCACUGCUACCGUCCAGAACAUUAUACAUUCCAUUGAUCAGGGACUCUCUGCUGCCAAAGCACUAGCCAAACCCCGUCUGCAUGAUCAGCUCGUGCCGAACCAGGUCAGCUUCGAAUACUCUUACGACAACGCAACGGUUGCCUCCAUGAAGGCGCGCGGUCACAAUGUUACUUGGGUUGCUCCAGGACAGAGCAGCGCCCAGCUGAUUCGGGUCUUGCCCAAUGGAACAUUUGACGCGGCUGGUGAGCCGAGACAACUCAACUCGGCUGGAUAUUCUGUAUAG
Molecule: messenger RNA, 1758 nt
Organism: Penicillium coprophilum
Lineage: Eukaryota; Fungi; Ascomycota; Eurotiomycetes; Eurotiales; Aspergillaceae
Product: gamma-glutamyltransferase
Exons: 7
Coding region: 1-1758 (585 amino acids)
Biological process (GO): glutathione catabolic process
Cellular component (GO): plasma membrane
Molecular function (GO): glutathione gamma-glutamate hydrolase
Source: RefSeq, a predicted model, not a curated record